AUGUCUACCGAGUCAAGGCCAAUCACGGCUGCACGGUUCGCAGCCGCGCUCACCGAACUCCCAAUCUCCUCACUAUACGCAAAGCACGCCGAGCUGUCCAACAACAUUACACAUCUUGAGUCAAGCAACAAGCAGCUAGAAGAUUAUGCACGAGAAAACGACGAUCGCGACUGCUACGAGGCACUGCUCGAGAACCGACAGGUUAUGAAGACUUUCAACGAGCGCAUGGACAUGAUCAGGAAAGAGGUCGAAGAGGUGCGCAGUUUACCUUGGAGGCCUAGAGAUGAGGGCGAGGUCAGGAAAGAGGAAGGCAAUAUUGGACUGAAUGGCAUAACGCCACUACAAAAUGGCACAAGCCCGACUGCACCAACUGGUCAGGCGGCACAGGAGCAGACAAACGGCGCUUCAGCGCAGGCUGAGGAGGACGAGGAGGGUGUGUACCUCUGA
Boeremia exigua is the source of this 447-nucleotide messenger RNA. RefSeq lists its product as uncharacterized. The coding region runs from base 1 to 447 and encodes 148 amino acids. NCBI's taxonomy places the organism in Eukaryota, Fungi, Ascomycota, Dothideomycetes, Pleosporales, Didymellaceae. Gene Ontology annotation, molecular function: protein-macromolecule adaptor activity. The record is from RefSeq and is a predicted model, not a curated record. The transcript has a single exon. Gene Ontology annotation, biological process: proteasome regulatory particle assembly.